Molecule: messenger RNA, 720 nt
Organism: Epithele typhae
Lineage: Eukaryota; Fungi; Basidiomycota; Agaricomycetes; Polyporales; Epitheliaceae
Exons: 3
Coding region: 1-720 (239 amino acids)
Source: RefSeq, a predicted model, not a curated record
AUGCUCUCUGCUACUCUACGUAAAGAGGCGUGCCGCCUCGUCAAAAGCGCAUCCUUGACGCGUCCAUACCUGCGCCAGUCCUCCACACGUCGCGCCCAGCUGUCCACAUCCUCCGCCGUCCACUCCUCCCCCAAUGCUUCGUCCUCAUCGUCCCCGGCUGGCCCUGCGUCUCUUCCUUGGUUCAUGGACCCCGCCGAAGACGAGGCACCCAUCGCCUCUCCGUACAUGCGCCGCUCCGCGCUCGCCCAGGGCCCGCCGCAUCCGCCAUUGCCCGUCGACCUUCCAGAGGGACACCCGAUCGCGCGCCUCCACGCCGCACUGAAGGUUUCGCCGCACCUCGAGCCGGGCACGCUGCUCGUGCGCUCCCCCAUUCCGACUGCGGUGGGUCCGCCGCCGACGGACGCGCUCCCACGCGGGCGGCGCAAACGCGGGCGGACGAACCUGGGCGAGGGUGUGGAGGUGCACCUGGGCGGUCUGUGGGAGUGGCAUGUUAUCGCGCAGGUGAAGGAGGGGACAGAAGACCGAGGCGCGAUUGAGUCGACGACGAGGGUCGUGCGGAAGGCACUCCUUGCGUCAGAGCCACCGAUUUCUUUGCCUCAGAAGAACCGACGCAAGGGCCACAAUGGGUGGGCUAUGAUUGAUGCGGGGAGCUUUGCUGUUCACAUUGUGAGCCAAGAGGCGCGGGAGAGGUUCUUCCCCGAGCGGCGAGAUUUCGUCUGA